CUGCCUUCAACUAUUAGCUGAAAAUCGAAAUUUCACAAUAGCGCACCAUAAAAUCUAAAACAGUUUAUUUUUUAUUUUUAAAGCAUUAACCUGAAACAACUUUGCGCUAUAUGAGGCGGCAACUUUCGGCUCUUCGCAGUAACUCAAUAGUUGUUUCAAAAUUGACAAAGUUUUUAGUAAAAAUAACGGUGCCGCUGUCGUUAUUUAACCUAAAGAAAAUAUUCAGCACAACACAGCCCAACCCCCGCCCGCCCGCCUCCGUAGACACCAAAGAGCAACAUGGCUUUCCGGCUGCUCAGCUCGGCCAGGGCAAUGAAAAGCCUUAUGAAACGCAGCUACACACACGCUCCGCUCACAGACAAGCUGCAGCGCAGCAGCGCAUCCUUUGAGCUGAUGCCGCUCGUGCGCUACAUUGUGGAGCAGCUGCAAUUGUUCUGCAAGAAGCCGCCCAAGGGCUUUGAAAAGUAUUUUGAGGCUGGCGGCAAAUCUGGCAAACCCAAAGCCGCCGCCGAGGCGGACAAGAAGCCGCCGUCGGGCGGCAAACCGCCGACGUCCGGCGGCAGCAGCAAGUCCAAACCACCCGCGAUUAAGCCCAGCACUGCCAGCGAUACCAAAUCGGAUUGGAAUUUCGGCAUGUUCAGCAACAGUUCACGCGGUCCGGGCGCACGCGGCGGCGGCACGCCAGGCGGCCGUCCUCUGGGCGAGGGCGGCGGCGGCGAUCGCGAACGCUGGAUUCUGUUUGGCGCCAUCGGCGCCGUUGUCCUGAUCGGCUCGUUCGCCUUCUUCGAGAUGGGCUACAAGGAGAUCUCCUGGAAGGAGUUUGUCAACAGCUACCUGUCCAAGGGUCUCGUCGAGAAACUGGAGGUGGUCAACAAGAAGUGGGUGCGUGUGCGCCUACAGCCGAGCCAGAGCAGCAGCGGUGUCAUGUGGUUCAACAUUGGCAGCGUUGAUUCCUUUGAGCGCAAUCUGGAGACUGCGCAAACGGAACAGGGCGUCGAGUCCAUCAAUUUUGUGCCCGUCAUCUAUCGCAACGAGGUGGAGGCGUCCAGUUUGACGGGCCUGUUGCCCACGUUGUUGAUAAUUGGUUUUCUCGUUUAUAUGAUGAGAAAAUCGGCGGAUAUGAUGGGGGCCGGACGUGGACGCAAGGGCGGCGGCUUGUUUGGCGGUGUCAUGCAAUCGACGGCCAAGUUAAUUAAUCCCACAGAGAUUGGCAUCGGUUUUAAAGACGUUGCCGGCUGUGAGGAGGCUAAAAUAGAAAUCAUGGAAUUUGUCAACUUUUUGAAGAAUCCGCAACAGUAUAUUGAUCUGGGCGCCAAGAUACCCAAGGGCGCCAUGUUAACCGGCCCGCCCGGCACGGGCAAAACCCUGCUGGCCAAGGCGACGGCUGGCGAGGCGAAUGUACCAUUUAUCACUGUAUCCGGCUCGGAGUUUCUCGAAAUGUUUGUGGGUGUCGGUCCCUCUCGAGUCCGUGACAUGUUCGCCAUGGCGCGCAAGCACGCGCCGUGCAUACUCUUUAUCGAUGAGAUCGAUGCCGUUGGCCGGAAACGUGGCGGCAAAACGUUUGGCGGCCAUUCCGAGCAGGAGAAUACACUGAAUCAGCUGCUGGUCGAAAUGGAUGGCUUUAAUACGACCACGAACGUGGUGGUGCUGGCUGCCACCAAUCGCGUGGACAUUCUGGACAAGGCGCUGAUGCGUCCGGGACGUUUCGAUCGCCAGAUCUAUGUGCCGGCGCCGGAUAUCAAGGGACGCGCGAGCAUCUUUAAGGUGCAUCUGGGCUCACUUAAAACGGACCUCGACAAGAACGCCUUGUCUCGCAAAAUGGCUGCACUGACGCCGGGCUUUACCGGCGCCGACAUUGCCAAUGUGUGCAACGAGGCGGCGCUGAUAGCGGCUCGCGACUCCAAGGACUCGAUUGUGCUGAAGCACUUCGAGCAGGCUAUCGAGCGUGUCAUCGCGGGCAUGGAGAAGAAGACGAAUGUAUUGGCGCCCGAAGAGAAACGAACGGUGGCUCACCAUGAGGCUGGUCAUGCGGUGGCCGGCUGGUUCCUGGAGCACGCCGAUCCGCUGUUAAAGGUUUCGAUAAUACCACGCGGGAAGGGUCUGGGCUAUGCCCAGUAUUUGCCCAAGGAUCACUACUUGCUGUCCAAGGAGCAGCUGUUUGAUCGCAUGUGCAUGACCCUGGGCGGCCGCGUGGCCGAGGAGUUGUUCUUCAAUCGCAUCACCACCGGCGCACAGGAUGAUCUCAAGAAGAUCACAGACAUCGCCUACUCGCAGGUGGUGCGUUUUGGCAUGAACGAAAAGGUGGGCCAGGUCAGUUUCGAUUUGGGCCAAAGCGGCGAUCCCGUGUUCAGCAAGCCCUACUCCGAGGACACCGCCAUGAUGAUCGAUGGCGAGGUGAGGGAUAUCAUUAAGUGCGCGCACACGACCACAACGGAGCUGCUGGUGAAGCACAAGGAGGAUGUGCGUCUCGUUGCGGAGCGUUUGCUGCAAAAUGAGGUGCUCAGUCGCGAUGAUAUGAUUGAGCUGUUGGGACCGCGUCCAUUUAAGGAUAAGUCAACGUACGAGGAAUUUGUAGAGGGCACCGGCUCCUUUGAGGAGGAUACAACGCUGCCCGAGGGUCUGAAGAGCUGGAACAAGGAAAAGGAGGAGCCAGCUGCGACGGACACGACAGACACAACGCCACCGUCGCCGCCCACAAAGCCAGCGACGGCUUCCAGUUAAAUGCGUGCGUUACUUUUGGUUUCUGUUGUUUUUUUUUUUUUUGUUGUAGUCUUAGUCGCAGAUGGUGAAUGAUGUUCGAAUGCUCGGACUCCGACUUGGAACGCUGAAGUUCACGUCCUGCUUUAAAAAUGAACUCAAAUCUUUGCCUUUUCCAACACACCUUGUAAGUGAAAGUAAACGCUAUCUAUCUAUCUUUUUACAACACUUUUCCAACACUA
Molecule: messenger RNA, 2939 nt
Organism: Drosophila virilis
Lineage: Eukaryota; Metazoa; Arthropoda; Insecta; Diptera; Drosophilidae
Gene: Afg3l2
Product: AFG3 like matrix AAA peptidase subunit 2
Biological process (GO): mitochondrial protein processing
Cellular component (GO): m-AAA complex; membrane
Molecular function (GO): ATP binding; metalloendopeptidase activity; ATP-dependent peptidase activity
Source: RefSeq, a predicted model, not a curated record